Catharus ustulatus (Swainson's thrush) is the source of this 2198-nucleotide messenger RNA. RefSeq names its product protein TASOR 2-like. The record is from RefSeq and is a predicted model, not a curated record. Gene Ontology annotation, cellular component: nucleoplasm. NCBI's taxonomy places the organism in Eukaryota, Metazoa, Chordata, Aves, Passeriformes, Turdidae. The coding region runs from base 542 to 2044 and encodes 500 amino acids. Gene Ontology annotation, biological process: negative regulation of gene expression, epigenetic. The transcript has 7 exons.
UCCCAGGAAUUCUGGCAGUCCUGGGAGCUGUGACAUUCCCAGGAAUUCUGACAGCCCCAGGAAUUCUGGCAGCCCCAGGAUCUGUGGCAGCCCCCGGAGCUGCAGCAGCCCCCAGAGCCAGGCAGGAGAUCCCAGAGGGAGCCCUGGAGAGGAGCCCUUCCCCCCUGAGGAUCUGGAAGCAGGCAGCACUGCCAGCCCUGCCCCUUUCCCAGACCAGGAAUGUCCCCUGUGGGAGCCCUGGGACGUGUGUGAGCACAGCCCUGAGGGAUCCCAGGCGUUCCCUGAUCCCGACUGUGCCGAGGUGGCACAGGGAGAAAUUCCUUCUCCCAUUCCAGCAUCCCCAUGGCAUGAGCACAGGGAUCCCUCUGGAGAAAACCUGGAGCUCAGUGAUGCUGAGGAGAUCUCAGAUGUGCUCCCACACCAAGACACACCCCAGGCCCUCGAGGAUCCCUUGGAGAAUUCCCUGGGUGACUCAGAGCAGGAAUAUUUGGAGGGGAAUUCUCGCUCCUCGUUCCCCAGGAGCUGCUGCAGCGUGAGAUCCAUGGAUGCUGCAGGAGCAAGGACUAACCAGGACAGCUCCUCCAGGAGCUCCCUGCACUCACAGGAGCAGGACUGGGGCUGGGACAUGCCCAGGGAUUCCAGGAGCUUUGUGGUCACCAGGCAGUGCCAGGAGAGGAUGGAAAAUUUCCAGCACCCCCAGAGACGCUGCCAGCGUGCCCGGGCCUCUCACCUGGUGCAGUCCCUGAUGGAGACCUGGAGGAGCUUUGAGGAGCUCACCCAGAACACUUUGGACAUGGAGUGCCUGCGCUUCCAUUAUAAGCUAAAAGAAAUCCUGAGGGAGGGCAAACCUCCCUUUUCUACCUCCAGGAGCAUCUUCCCCCCAUCCCCAUCCCCCCCUGGCACCACCCUCCCGCUGUCCCUGCGCAGCAGGAGCCCCUUGCAGGUGACAAUUCCCCCCUCAGACACGUGGCCAGGAGGGCUCCAGCCCCACAGGGCCAGCAGGAGGGGCAGAUCCCGGGCCAGGAGCCGGGAUUCCAGGGCUCCCUUCCACCUGGGCAAGCUGCGGCACGAGCGCGCCGUGCCCGAGCCGCGCGGGGACCUGGCCGGCAUCCUGGACGAGUAUUCCCACUUCCAGAGGGUGGUGCUGGGCAGGGCUGAGGCCAGGAGGGAUCCCCCAGUGCUGGGAGAAGCUGGGACAGGCCAGGCUGGGACAGGCCAGCCCAGCAGGACGGUGCCAGUGCUGGGGAUGGUGGCGGCCCUGCGCUCCCAGCUGCGCCGCGUGGCCGCCGGAGCGCGGCCCGGAAUGUUCUACCUGCUGGAGACUGGCAAGGAGCCUUUCUUCGACAGGGUGAAGGCCCUGCUGAAGGCCCAGGGCUUUGUGAGGACAGAGCCCCUGAGUUUCUGCGGGGGACAGCGCCGGGAGGGCGAGCGGCUGCUGGUGAUCGUCAGGAACGAGGACAUCUCCUGCCACAUCCACUCUGUGCCGUGCCUGCUGCAGCUGAAGCUGUGUCCCAGUGUGGUGUUUGCUGGUGUGGAUGAUGCCCAGGAUGUGACAGGGGACACCUUCCAGGAGCUCUUCCAGGCCGGAGGCUUCGUGGUGUCGGACGAGGAGCUGCUGGACAGGGUGACCCUGGGCCAGCUGCAGGAGGUGGUGAAGGUGCUGGAGAAGCUGAACAGGAAUGGGAGGUGGAGGUGGCUCCUGCACCACAGGGAGAGCAAGAAGCUCAGAGGAGACCUCAGCAGGGCUGAUGCCAAUGCCCAGAGGAAGCAGCUGCUGCUCAGGUGGUGCCAGGGGGAGGAGCUGCUGGAGCUGCUGCCCUUCCACAGCUGCGAUUCCGGCGCGGCGCCCGAGCCGCGGCGCCUGCAGUGCCUGCAGCAGCUGCAGCUGCAGCACAUCCACGCCAGGUUCGCCGUGUACCUCACAGAGAACCCUGGCAGCAGCAGGGAGAUCCUGGAAAGCAAAGGAAUCCUUGUGGCUGACAUCAACACCUUCCUGGGCACGCUGCAGAAGGUGGCUGCUCCCUUUAGAAGGAGAUACUGGUGACAAAGCGAGGACACGAGGGGACGGCUCCUCCCCAGGCCCUGGGGCACCGGUUCAGCAUCGCAGCCCUGUGGGGCACAGCCCACCAGGGAUCCCAGGGGAUCACACCAGUGAUCCCAGUGAAUCCCACCAGUGAUCCCAGUGAAUCCCAGCAUUG